AUGCAAAAAAAGAUAAAAUCAUCACCGGGCACAAACGACAAGCAACACAUCUUCUAUGAUACCUCUGAUGAUGUGCUCGGCCGGACUCAACUUCAGGCAAAUGAAGAGUUCAACGAGGACGUGGCUCGCAAUGUGCUCGAUUCGCAUUACACCCAUCAGCGAAUCUGUCACUGUCGAGCCUAUUGCCUGGAGGAUCGGUUGAGAUUCAAGCGCACUAAUCGGUUGCAGCCGAGUCCUCCGCGUAAAUUUCAUCUCUACAAUGAAAUUCGUUAUUUCUACAUUUUCUCCAAUCACCCGGACACCGUAGUUUUCUGCGUGCAAGACCUAACCUCACGACGCGACCACUACGAAGUGCACCGUUUCCACGGCGAGAGAGAUGCCAAUAAUGUCUGCGACCUUGUCAACCAGGCCCGUCGACAUCCGCAAUGUCGUCUUGUGCUCAACGACGUCUCGCCUGACGAGGGAAUCCGGCGCCAGUUAUCCAGUGUCACAAAUAUCAGUACUGGCACUCAGGAGUGGGCCGGUCGUGAACGUCCCGCCUUCAUUGAGGAGGUAUUGGUUACCGAGCCGGUCGAAAAUGUACCAUCGGUACGUCUGCAUCAGCAGUCUCGGAAUGUGGUGUUGGACAAUGCAUCAGCCUUCGAGAUGUCGAUCACACCGCAAAUGAAACAUCAAAAUCUUGCUAACAAGCCGGUCUACUAUCACACCCUCAAGUCUGGCCCUGUUCGUGAGGUGCCGGUGACGGAACAGGCUUACUUUACGGUUCGUUCAAGUAGCAACGGUUUCCUACCGAGAGCUCAUUCUGAGGCGGAAAUCAACAAAAUGCUCUCUAGCCGGCCUGUAGAGGCUAAGACACCGACGCAGGGACGAUAUUUAGCCUCAAAUCAUAUGCAUCAAAGUGAACUGGACACCGACAAUCCAGACACUUGGUUCGUGGACCUCAAAUAUUUGGACUCUGACCCGACCAACGGGACUCGUCUUACGGAUCAUGGGCCAAUCUACAUGUUCACUGCGCACAGUUUGGUGCCGAUGACGCGGAUUUACUCGGAAUGUUACUGUGACGAAGAGGAUGAUCGUGAUACAGACUACGAUACUAUUCAUAGCCGAAAAGCUGGCAUUCAUUCCGGCGUUGGUAGGUUGGGAGGCGCAAAAAGGGGCAAGCAGCAGAAAAUUCGUGCCGGCAACCCCAGAGGGCACAUAGUUUACAGUAACCCCUAUGAUAUAAAUGACCCAAAGAUGGCUUCAUGGCGUGAACCCACUGGCUCUCGGGAAAUCCAGUUAUAA
Protopolystoma xenopodis is the source of this 1284-nucleotide messenger RNA. The record is from the annotation of a GenBank genome assembly. NCBI's taxonomy places the organism in Eukaryota, Metazoa, Platyhelminthes, Monogenea, Polystomatidea, Polystomatidae.